UCUUGUCUCACAAGUCAAUCGAAUAGUUUAUUAUUACAACAAUUAUUUAUAUUCAAUUAGUUGACACUAAUAAUUAAUCGGCCGAGUAUGAAAUCGGUUAAGUGUUUUGUACCGUUUUUGGUACUGCUCCUGGCCAGUGGAUUGCAAGCAGGUAUUUUGCGAGACAUUGCCCAUAAACACAUUAACAAAGCGGCCAAUGUUUUGGACCCCUUAGGGCUGUUCCAUGGAAGAAAAGACAACGCUGGAGCUUCUGCUGAAGCUACCAGCCAGAGUCUGUCGAACAGUUUGAAUCUUGGCCCUCUUAGUAUUUCUACAGCUGUAAGCUCAGCUUCGGCGACAGCAAACGCAGGUUCAGGUGCAGGUAGUGCUUCUGCAAAAGCUGAUUCUAGCGCCAAUGUUUAUGGAAAUGGCAUAUCUUCUGCUCAAGCUAGCGCUAACGCUAACGCCGCCGGUGGAACAUUCGGCAAUGGAUUCAGUAAUACCAAUGUUCCUGUUUACAACGGGAAUUACCAGAAUGGAAACACUGGACACAAUGGAAACUAUGGUGGAAACAUGUGCCAAGGAAAUUCUGGGUACUACCCAAAUGGAAGUCCUGGAUGUGGGAAUGAUUACAGCAGUGCCGAUGCCUACGGUAAUGCCUAUGCCGAUAAUAGCGGACAUAGUGUAACUAAUACUGGUACUCACACUCUUGGAAAUGGUCUAGCUGAUGCUGGAGCCAACGCUCACGGAUCUGGACAUUAUGGAGCCAACAACGACUACAACGGCGGAUACCAAAAUGGGCAAACGGUUAAUACUGGAGUUUAUGGAGCUCCAAAGUAUACGAAAAAUCCGUUCUUUGGAAUUUCUGGCGCCAAUGCUAAUGGAAACGCUCAAUCUGGAACAAACGUAGGAACUUAUCCAACCAAUCAGCCUACAUAUAAUUAUGGAAAUAAUGGAGGUCACUAUGGAGGAAAUACUGGAGGUAAUUCACAGGCAAAUUCUCAAGCGACUGCUCAAGCUAAUGCUAACGCAAACUCUCAAUCUGGAACCAACGGAGGAACUUAUGCCAACAAUCCAACGACAGGAACUUAUGGAAACAAUGGUUACUAUGGAGGAAAUACUGUAGGUAAUUCACAGGAAAAUUCUCAAGCGACUGCUCAAGCUACUGCUAACGCAAAUACUCAAUCUGGAACCAACGGAGGAACUUAUCCCAACAAUCCAACCACGGGUACUUAUGGAAAUACUGGUUACUAUGGAGGAAAUACUGGAGCUAAGAAUCCAUUUUUAAACAAAAAACCAGUUGUUCAGAACAGCGCUCCUACCGGAACAAACUACAAUCAAGGAACAUACGGAACUGGACCAAAUUAUGGCAGUUCUGGAGGUUCAGGAAAUCCAUUUAUAAAUCAGCCAAACAUAGAAACUCAACCACCACACUAUGGAACCACUGGAACUUAUGGAGUUCCUAGUGGAACUCAAGGUGGAGCGAAUGCAAAUGCAGGAGCGAACGCCAAUGCUAAUUCAGGAGCUUCUGCUGGUUCAGGAAAUCCAUUUAUUAGUCAGCCAAACAUAGAAACUCAACCGCUACACUAUGGAACCACUGGAACUUACGGAGUUCCUAGCGGAACUCAAGGUGGAGCAAAUGCAAAUGCAGGAGCGAAUGCUAACGCUGAUUCAGGAGCUUCUGCUGGUUCAGGAAAUCCAUUUAUUAGUCAGCCAAACAUGGAAACUCAACCGCCACACUAUGGAACCACUGGAACUUACGGAGUUCCUAGCGGAACUCAAGGUGGAGCAAAUGCAAAUGCAGGAGCGAAUGCUAACGCUAAUUCAGGAGCUUCUGCUGGUUCAGGAAAUCCAUUUAUUAGUCAGCCAAGCAUGGAAACUCAACCGCCACACUAUGGAACCACUGGAACUUAUGGAGUUCCUAGCGGAACUCAAGGUGGAGCGAAUGCAAAUGCAGGAGCGAACGCUAAUGCUAAUUCAGGAGCCACUGCUGGUUCAGGAAAUCCAUUUAUUAGUCAGCCAAACAUAGAAACUCAACCACCACACUAUGGAACCUCUGGAACUUACGGUGUUCCUAGCGGAACUCAAGGUGGAGCGAAUGCAAAUGCAGGAGCAAACGCUAACGCUAAUUCAGGAGCUUCUGCUGGUUCAGGAAAUCCAUUCGUCAAUCAGCCAAUUAAAAAACCUCAGCCUUCUUAUUAUGGAACCUCUGGAACUCAAGGAACUAACUAUGAUUAUUCAGGAACUCACGGAGGCUCUACUGUCGAUAAUUCUGGUACCUACAAACCAGAACCUGAUUGUGAUUGUGGUCCAGAUGGAACACCAUUAAAUAGUGGAGCAAGUGCUACUGCAACUGCAAACGCUAAUUCAGGAGUUUCUACAGGUUCAAGCAAUCCAUUUGCAAGUCAGCCGACAUAUUACGGAGACCUUGGAAAUAACCAAGGAUCCAACAGCGGAUCUCAGGCUUCUGCUACUGCUACUGCAAAUGCUGAAUCUUCUGCGACGACUGAUAACCAAAACAACGUCGGGCCAUAUGACGAUGGAUUAUACCACCCUGAAAAGUAUGACCAUGUCAACUACGACAAUACUCAAGGAACAAAACAGGUAGCUGAUAACCAGAACAAUGCUGGGCCAUAUGAUGAUGGAUUAUACCAUCCUGAAAAGCAUGGAGGUGGCUACGUCCAGUCGAACGGCGAUUCAGGAAAUUACGGUGGCUUUAAUAACAAUCAGCUUCCAACUGUGACCGGAAACUCUGGUGCAAAUGCCCACGCCACUGCUGAGGCCUCUGCUACCGCUAAUGCAGGCUCUGGGGGAUCUUCAAAACCCCAUGGGUACCAACCUGGAACCGUAGACUCCUACGGAAAUCCAUUGCCAGGAACUUUGUAUAAUUCUGGUGGACAUUUUGACUCUGGUGCUCAUGCCAGUGCUAAUGCUAAUGCCGUAGCUUCUGCUGGAGCUAAUAGCGAUGCUAGUGCCAAAGCAACUGCCGAUGCAAGUGCAACUAGCAAUGCAUCUGCUUCUGCGGGUUCCAACGCCAACGCUUACGGUAACGGCCAAGCGACAGCCAAAGCAACUGCAUCCGCAUCUACUGGUCCAGGGUUUGGUUCGAAAAGUUCAGCUUCUGCCAACGCCAAGGCCAGUGCAGACACCACUAGAAUGCUUAUUUUUACUGACUAGAUUAGUAUUCAUAAAUAUUAAUUGAAACAAUUCAGGAAUUAUUGAUG
Messenger RNA from Cotesia glomerata, 3203 nucleotides. RefSeq lists its product as uncharacterized. NCBI's taxonomy places the organism in Eukaryota, Metazoa, Arthropoda, Insecta, Hymenoptera, Braconidae. The transcript has 3 exons. The record is from RefSeq and is a predicted model, not a curated record. Bases 88 to 3156 code for a protein of 1022 amino acids.